This is a messenger RNA of Cyanidioschyzon merolae strain 10D, 1881 nucleotides long. Its product is annotated as similar to RNA methyltransferase. The transcript has a single exon. The record is from RefSeq and is a predicted model, not a curated record. Bases 1 to 1881 code for a protein of 626 amino acids. NCBI's taxonomy places the organism in Eukaryota, Rhodophyta, Bangiophyceae, Cyanidiales, Cyanidiaceae. Gene Ontology annotation, molecular function: methyltransferase activity; RNA binding. Gene Ontology annotation, biological process: regulation of DNA-templated transcription; RNA methylation.
AUGGGGUUUGCUGCAACGCCAGUUGCACGAGUGCUUUCUGUAAAAAAGCCGAGCUCGACGACGGCGAGACCGCGAAGCGUUUGGACGCCGUCGUUUAGGACACGGAAGAAAAGACUCGCGCCUCUUGUGGCAACGAACUCGCGCAAGACCAGCGCGGGGACGGGUAUUCCGCCAGCAUCGGGUCCACGGCCGAGGCAAGUAUGGGAAGCACUAUCGGCACGGGAGGCUGCGUUCUUGGCGGUCGAGUGUUCUCUGACUCAGGGUCAUGAUGUCGCCGAAGACGUGGACGGCAGUGAUGCGCUCGACGGGAGGCCAAGCCAAGGGAGCGGCGGCGUUGGAGGCGCUCUCAGUAACAGGUACCUUCUGACGCAGCUAGCGCUUUGGAGCGAAAAGCACAAGCCCAGUCGCGUAGAAUACGCACUGGCGAAGAUUAUCGCUUUUAAUGCAGUUCGACAACGGGCGCUCUUUGACUAUGUGCUGCAGACCAACAUCGUUCGCGAUCGGAGCGCCAUCGACCAAGAGCCGCACCGCAUCAAGUCGGAGGGCAUGCACCUAUCAAUAGCGCAACGUGCACUACUGCACACGGCCCUGGCACAGUACGCUUUCAUGGAACGUGUUCCCGUCUACACGAUUGUUUUUAGUACAGUGGAGAUAGCGAAGACUUAUUUUGGGCAACGCUUCGCUGCAUUCGCCAAUGCAAUUUUGCGCAAUCUAGUUCGGUACGGAGAGAAGUACGCUGCCGACUUGGAAAGCCGCCGUCCAGCAUCCUACAUCGUGCGGCCGCUUCCGUUUCCCGCCGACGCCCUCGAUGUGCGCUACUCCUAUCCCGCAGUGUUUGCGAGCCGAGUUUUUGGCCAGCUUUUGAAUCGGAAACGCCUGGUGGCCUUCCUGGAGGCCGGAAACAUGACCCCGCAAACUUUUCUGCGCGUUCCCCGCCAGCAUGCCCAGCAUGAAGAUUUGAAAAUGGCCAUUGAAAGGCGCUUAUUGGUCCCUUGGUCGGACCAAGAUUCAACGGAAACAGUGAGUAGACCGUGGAUCAUUUACCGCGUCGACUUGCAGUGCGCUGGAGAAGAUCCAGGUGCGGCCUUACCGCUCACAUUGCCGAGCGCAAAUGGUACGGGCUGGGCAGAUGAUCCGGCCAAUGUCCUCACGAGAAGCCUUUUUCAAAGACUGCUGCAGCACUUUAUAGCUCAAAACGUAACACAAGCAGAGCAUACGUUUCUUCUCUGCGAACAGUUACGCCAACGCUGGGACAAGGAAAGACGGAUCGCGCGGGUCCUGGACCUCUGCACCGCACCUGGAGGCAAGCUUACAGCAGUUUUUGAGUACCUGCAGUAUAGCGACCUCGGCGACGCGCAGACUGAAUACAUAGGCAUUGAUCUGAGCGAUCAACGCAUUCAUAUGGUCCACGAGAAUGUCGACAAGACGCCGGGUAUGCGCGAAAGUCGCGUUUUUGUCGGCGUUGCCCGUGGCGAGUCCUUUGUUGAUUGCAGAGCGGGCAACAUCUUGCGCAGUGAAGACGAGCGCGCUGUCAGUCCGUGUUUCGACCUUGUGAUCGCGGACGUACCGUGUACGAAUUCGGGGGUCUUGAAUCGGCGACCUGAAGCCCGUUGGAGACUCGACGAGCAGCAUUUUGCGUCUUCGGUACCACGCUUGGUUUCGCUCCAGGCGAGUCUUUUGAAUCGGGCGUGCCUUCUAUCUCGCUCUGCGGUGUUCUACAUGACUUGCUCAGUUUUGCAUGCGGAAGGACGCGAUCUUGUGCGGUCAGUUCUCGAAAAUCACCGUGACUUUGAACUUGUUUGGGAUCACCUGACCUACACGGAUGCCGCUGGACGGGAUGGAGGCUAUGCAGCCAUGCUUUGGCGACGCCCGUCUCAUUGA